Messenger RNA from Stegastes partitus (bicolor damselfish), 1452 nucleotides. RefSeq names its product adrenoceptor alpha 1Aa (gene adra1aa). Bases 1 to 1452 code for a protein of 483 amino acids. Gene Ontology annotation, molecular function: alpha1-adrenergic receptor activity. Gene Ontology annotation, cellular component: plasma membrane. The record is from RefSeq and is a predicted model, not a curated record. The transcript has 2 exons. Lineage: Eukaryota; Metazoa; Chordata; Actinopteri; Pomacentridae. Gene Ontology annotation, biological process: phospholipase C-activating G protein-coupled receptor signaling pathway; positive regulation of cytosolic calcium ion concentration; positive regulation of MAPK cascade.
AUGGUUCCUGUGAUGGACAAUAUGACCCCACCUCCUCUGACACAGAACUGCUCCAACUGCAGCCAUGCGUUAGUCCCAGAGCUCAAUGUGGUCAAGGCUGUGGUUCUGGGCCUGGUGCUUGGUGUCUUCAUCGUGUUUGGAAUUGUGGGAAACAUCCUGGUAAUCCUUUCGGUUGUUUGCCAUCGACACCUGCGGACGGUAACGCAUUAUUUUAUAGUUAAUCUGGCAGUGGCAGAUUUGAUGCUCAGCUCCACUGUACUACCUUUCUCUGCCAUUUUUGAGAUCCUGGAUCGUUGGGUGUUUGGACGGGUCUUUUGUAAUGUUUGGGCAGCUGUGGACGUGCUCUGCUGCACGGCCUCCAUCAUGAGCCUCUGUGUGAUCUCUGUGGACCGUUACAUUGGAGUCAGUUACCCUCUGCGUUACCCUGCUAUAGUGACAAAACGCAGAGCUCUGCUGGCAGUGAUGCUGCUGUGGGUGCUGUCUAUCAUCAUAUCUAUUGGACCUUUGUUUGGUUGGAAAGAGCCAGCACCAGAGGACGAGUCCAUCUGCAAGAUCACAGAGGAGCCGGGCUACGCCAUCUUCUCUGCCUUGGGCUCCUUCUAUGUCCCUCUGGCCAUCAUACUGGUCAUGUACUGUCGAGUGUACGUGGUCGCUCACAGAGAGAGCCGAGGGCUGAAAGAGGGCCAAAAGACGGAGAAGUCCGAUUCAGAGCAGGUGAUACUCAGGAUGCACCGAGGCAACACGACUGUAUCAGAGGAUGAGGCCCUUCGCAGCCGCACACAUUUCGCCCUGCGACUGCUCAAGUUCUCACGAGAAAAGAAGGCUGCCAAGACCUUGGGCAUCGUGGUUGGCUGCUUUGUGUUGUGCUGGCUGCCCUUUUUCCUGGUGCUACCCAUUGGUUCCAUGUUCCCUGCCUACAGACCUUCAGACACCGUCUUCAAGAUCGCCUUCUGGCUCGGCUACUUCAACAGCUGCAUCAACCCCAUCAUCUACCCAUGCUCCAACCAGGAGUUUAAGAAAGCUUUCCAGAGUUUACUCGGAGUUCACUGUUUGAGAAUGACUCCCAGACCCCACCACCAUCAUCUGAGUGCAGGUCAGAGUCAACCGCAAGGUCACAGCCAGGGCCUCACUCUGAGCCUGGACAGCAGGGGGCCUCCCAGUCGACUCAGCCCCUCCUCAUCUAUGGCCCUGUCCAGAACUCCUUCCUCUAGGGACAGCAGGGAAUGGAGGGCCUUCUCCGAGGGUCCCACUGGCGGAUCUGGACCAGCCGAAACAAGCAGAGCUAAAGUGGCUAAACUCUGCAAUAAAAGCUUCCACCGGACCUGCUGCUGCAUCCUCAGCGCUGGAACUCCCCCGCAGGAGUCAAGCUGCGUCCAGCCCCCUCCUAUCGGAAACCUUCCCACCAUUAAAAUCCACCAACUGUCCCUGUCGGAAAAAGGAGAGCCUGUAUAA